AGGAAACCAACAGACCAGUGAACUGAAACAACUACCGACUUAGCACUGCCACACGAAGGAAGGCCAGGAUGGAGUCUCAGGUGUGUGUGUGUUGAUCCUGCUCUGUGGGGACCAGGUGUUGUCCUUGUGAGGACCGACCAUAUGACUUUGUAGGGACCAUUUGGCAGGAGCCUCAUUUCGAGGGUGAAGACUUGACUGUGUGUGUGUGUGUGUUGUGAAGUGCUCUUUUCUAUUUCUCUUGAUAACAAAGACUUUUACACUCGAGAGCUUUGGUUCCCAACCUUUUUUGGCUCGUGACCCCAUUUUGACGCCACACAUUUCUGGGGACAAACGUGGAGAUUGAUUCACACUCAAACAAGGAACAGCAAUGACCAGCAUCUUAGACUGGCCACAACGAAGAUGAGAACCAACCAGAGUGUGGCGGUGCUUCUGCUUCUGCUUCAGCGCGUGAGGUCUGGUACGUAUUCGCUCGUCUCUCUCAACUCACCGCACCUGGCUGCGCCACAGGCGGAGCGCAGCUCACCUCUGACCUCACAUCCAGUCGGGAGCGCUCCUUCCACUUCAUCCACUCAAGUGCGCUCAAUCCAGCCUCACACCAGCACCAGCCAGGGCGCACGCUGAGCUCUCAGGAGCUCUUGAAUUCCUCCGCUGCCGCACGCGACUCGAAUCCCUGCUGAGGUACCAAGGUUCCACCGGCCGCUCAACAGCGGUGGCGGGCAGCCCCACGGCGCUGACACAUCCGCCACCUCUGGCAAAUAAGAGGCCACCUGCUCGUGCAGGCGGCGGCACGUCACCUUUGGAGCACUUGUCGAUGCAGUCGUCUCUUCAAAACUGACUCAUCCGGGGGAAGUUUGCCUUUGAAACGGGAGCCUCCCCAGAGUCCAUCGAGGCUCGCGCUCGCCUGCUGCAUGACCUUCUUGUGUGUCCGCUGCAUGCUUGGGUCAAGUUCGUGUAGUUACACAUGCAAGGAGGCACAUUUCCUGCUGGUCACUCACGACAACACCAGCUUUGUUUCACCCCCAUGGAACCGCAGAGCAGCGUUGGCUUCUCAUCUUAGAAGCCACUGCAACACGCCCAGGAUGCGGCUUGGCGUGGUUCACCUUGGUUCCCACCUGCUGCAGUAUGUCGGCGAUGGGCGCACUCACUUCUUCAGAUGGCAGUUGUUCACGAUGAAUCAUGCAGUGAUUCCACAUCGCAGAUGUUUUCUCCACAUCAUCGUGAAGGACAUCAUAGGUUGCUGGGCCGGUCUGGGGUUCAGGAAGAGGGAGGCAACACGGACCGUCCUGGUGAAUGGCAUUCUCCUGCACCUAAGGAACAAACGCUCUCUGACUCUCAAGUCUGACUCCCAACUGACUCUCACGGGCUCUGACUCCUGAGGUCUCUGACUCUCAAGUCUGACUUCCAAAUGACUCUCACGCUCUCUGACUCUCGAGGUCUCUGACUCUCAAGUCUGACUUCCAAAUGACUCUCACGGGUUCUGACUCCCGAGGUCUCUGACUCCCAACUGACUCUCACGGGCUCUCGAGGCCUCUGACUCACAGCCGAAUCUAAACUCUUGCCACGCCGCCGGAGGCUCCGCCUCUCAGAUGUUCCCACAGCCCUUGGAUGCAGCCGCGCUCCCAGCAUGCUAGCGCCCCCUCCUGGAGAACAGUCCCGUCUGCGUCUUCCUGCUCGCUUCCACGCCGCACCAGCAGUAACAGCCUUCAUCCAGCAGAUGGCGCGCUGCGCCAAGACUCCGGCGGCGGCAGGUGCUCGGACACUUCGGCUGUUUCCGUCACUGCUCGGCUCUGGAGCUCCGUGUGGGAAUGCGGCUGCUGGAGCAGCGCGCACUCGCUCGGCAGCUCUCGGCAGCGCGAGCCCGGAUUCGCUCGCCCCUGGCACGAGGAGGGAGACCCCGGCGGUCCGGAGUGUCGCGCGCGCGUUUGGACCCGCAGGCGGAGCCGAGGAUUCCCCGCAGCACCAUGGAGCCUCGCGCCGCAGCCCGCCGCCAGAGCUGACGCGAGGACGGGACGAGCGCGCUGUGGGGACCGCGAGACCAGCGGCAUCAUGUUCUACGGCUCCUCGUCCGGGGCCUCCAUGUCUCUGCCGUCCAAGAGCCGCCUGAAGCGGCAGAGCCGGACCUUCACCCAGGUUCUGUACCGCACGCUGAGCUACAGGGACCGGGUCCCCGCGGAGGCCGGCACCAACACUCGCGGGGACCGGCGCUCCACCACAGAGCCUCCGGAGCGACCCGCCGACGACCCGGCAGAACUGUCCACGCAGAGCUCGGCGCCCGGGGUGCUGAAGAUCUUCGGCGACGAGAUCUGCGCCGGCGCCAACUACAAGAGCGUCCUGGCCACGCCGCGCUCCAGCGCCCAGGAGCUGGUCAAGGAGGCGCUGGAGCGCUACUCCCUCAACAAGGACGCCGCCCACUGUUACGUGCUGUGUGACGUCAUCGGGCGGCUGCAGGGAGACGGCGGCUGGAGGACCGAGUGUCUGCGGGCGCUCGGCGACAACGAGAAGCCGCUGCUGCUGCAGGAGCUGUGGAAGCCUCGCGAGGGACACGCGCGGCGCUUCGAGCUGCGGCGCCGAGCCGCGGUGGAGGAGCUCGGCGCCAAGGACAAGGACACCAUCACGGCAGGGACCAAACCCAGCCACUUCCUGGCGGCUCUCAUGGGUCGAUCUGGACUUGGCAAACUCAGGAGCUCCCCCCUGCGGUCCAGCCGGGCUCAGUCCAGCUCCAAAGAUAUCAACGCUCAGGCCCGUAAGCUGCAGAGGAACCGAGCAAAGGGGACCCUGACCCUGCCACGCUCCAGCAACUCCUCCUUCUGUCGCAGCCUGAGUGAGACCAGCCUGAACCAGCUGUCUCUGGGAGAGGAGCCCAAGCGCUACUACUCGACUCUCCCGGGUCCUCUGAGAGGUCGCGACGUGUCCAGCAGCCGGAGGAAGGAGGACGGCGGUCAGGGCGGAGUCAAGCACUCACUGUACCAGUCGCCUCACCUGCUGCUGCUGCAGGGCUACAACCAGCAGGACUGCCUGGUCUACCUGCUGAACCGCGAGCAGCACACGGUGGGGCAGGAGACGCCCUCGGCCCGACCCAACAUCUGCCUCUUCUCCCCCGACAUCCUGCCGCUGCACUGCCGCCUGCGCCGCGUGGCCGCCUCCCACCGGGGCGGCGCCAGCGUGGCGGUGGAGCCGGUCCUCAACGGCUCGGUGCUGGUCAACUUCUCGCGCUGCGAACGCUCCACCGGCCUGCGUCACGGCGACCUGCUGUCCUUCGGCGCGCACUACAUCUUCCUGUACAAGGACCCGGCAGGCGCCAAGCCGCUGCCUGCGCAGACGCUGGCCCGCCUGCGCAGCCUGGGCCAGCUGCAGGAGGCGCCUGCGGGCGAGGAGGGCGAGAGCUGCAGGGCCUGUGGCUCGCUGCUGAGGGAGCGAGCGGCGCCGCCCGCCGCGCCCGGUGCCCGCCGGGGCUUCAAGCCCCACCUGGUCAAGCCUCGCGGCGCGGGCACCUCCGCGGCGGAGCGAGGGGGCGGAGCUCAGAAGAGGCGGCUGCAGCUGGAGUUCGAGCAGAGUCACGAGGACCAGCUGCUCGCCCGGAUCAUCUCGCUCAUCGAGCCCGGAGGUGGGUGUUGGGAGUGGCUCCCUGUCGGCGCUCACGCCCUGGCUCUGGCUCGCUCGCUCUCGCCCCCUGCAGGUGACGACCACAAGCUGACGCCGGCGUAUCUGCUGUGCCUGUGCAUCCAGCACUCGGCCGCCACCUUCCAGCCGGGCAGCUUCGGCAAGCUGCUGCUGAAGAUGGUCCGGCGGAUCCAGAGCAUGGCGUGGGUGAGUGGCGCGGCCCGGGUCACGCGGGCGACGCGGCUCCUGGAAGUCCUGUGCUCUGUGUGUGUGUCGCAGGAGAAGACCAAGGACCUGGCGCAGAAGCAGGCGCAGCACCAGGACCCGGCCUCGCUCUCUUUGCUCAGCAUCUCCGAUUUGGUCCCGGACCUGCAGACCAUUUUCUUCUGGAUGUCCAACUCCAUCGAGAUUCUCUACUUCAUCCAGCAGAGAGCGCCGACCUACACACACAGCCUGGAGGUCAUGCAAGGAUCCAAGGAGUCGCUGCUGUCGGCGACCAUCUCGGCCAGCGAGGAGGCCAUGGCCGUGCUGGAGGAGGUCAUCAUGUACACCUUCCAGCAGUGCGUCUACUACAUCACCAAGGCCCUCUACGUGGUGCUGCCCGGCCUGCUGGACUGCAACCCCUUCCCGGGGGACGGCGGCGAGCCCUGCUGGAGGGGAGGGGCCGGCCUCCCGGAGCCGGUGCGGCGGGUGCUGCAGGUGAGGCGGCGGCGAGGAGGGCGCCGCGUUGCCGUGGUAACGGCGUCUGGCUGCGUGCGCCCGCAGGUCUUCCAGAUGGCCCAGGAGCUCUUGCAGGGGUACCAGGUCCACCCGGAGAUCCAGGCCCAGAUGUUCGCCUACCUCUUCUUCUUCUCCAACGUGUCGCUCUUCAACCAGCUGAUGGACAAAGGUCCGUCCCGCGGCUGGUUCCAGCGCUCCAGAGUCCUCCAGAUCCAGGCGUGUGUGCGGAUGGUGCUGGAGUGGUCCGGCAGGUCCAGUCUGGGUCACCUGGCCGACAAGUUCUUCGUCAAGCUCAACAGCGCCGUGGCCAUCCUGGCCACGCCCACUCAGCAGCUGACUCAGAUGAGCUGGCGGCUGCUGUCCAGCGAGCAUCCCAGUCUCAAGCCCGUCCAGCUGCACCGCAUCCUCAGCCAGUGCCAGCUGACGCUGGAGCUCGGCGCCGUGCCGCUCUGGAAGCCCAGCGCCGAGGACGAGGCCUACGUCUACAGGACCGUGGACCUGCUGGAAAGCUUCGAGAACCACCCCCCCAUCGUGCUGCCCAGCUCCGGCUUCACAGUGGACCUGGACGCCGAGUGUGUGGACGACAACAUCUACCGGCAGCUGCUCUACGUCAGACACUUCCUGUGGGGGCUGCGCAGCAAGACGCCCGCCGGCCCCGCCCCCUGCGGCCCAGGCCCCGCCCCCGCCCUGGUGAACGGCAGCAACGCAGCUGAGCAGCAGGAAGGCCAGAGGGAGCCCCACGGCAGCCCUGGCUCCGGGGCCUCGUGUGGGGACGAGGCCGAGCUGGCGGAGGAGAAGGGACGGGAGCGAGGGGCGGGGCUGAGGAGGAACGGGAGCCUCCCCCACCCGAGGACCGCAGAGCUGGUCUGCCCAGAGGGGGGCGCAGGGGGGCCCACCAAGACCCCCAACGGCUGCGGCAGGAGCCCAGCAGACUGCAAGAAGACCAAUGGACUCAUGGGUAACGGACUGGAAGGGUGUGUUAGUGGCCCUGAGUUCCCCUUCCUCCUCUGCCCCCCCGGAGACCCCAACCUGCCUGACCACCUUUGUAUGGUGUUUGUAGUGGAGCUGGACAAGGGACCGUACGGACUGGGCAUGGGCCUGAUCGACGGCCUGCACACGCCCCUCAACGCGCCUGGGAUCUACAUCCGGACUCUGAUCCCCGAAGGCCCGGCCGCCUGCGACGGACGGCUUCGGAUCGGGGACCGGAUCCUGGCGGUGAACGGAACCAGCCUGAUCGGGGCGGACUACCAGAGCGCCGUGGACCUGAUCCGUCUGGGAGGAGGUCGGCUCCGCUUCCUCGUGGCCAAGUCGGACCCGGAGGUGUCGGACAAGAUCAGUGCCUCGUCCUGCUGACGGCGGCGCCGCGGCUCCCAGUAAUAAAGCUCUGAAGCGACGGCUCGUGUUUCUGAGGUUCACCAUCCGUCCGGCGGCACCGGGCGAGUCAUGUGACUCGGCAGGUCAGGUGACCUUCUCGGGUCACAUGACAACAGCGAGAGACACAGAGCAAAAAGUGUCUCAGGGAGAUGAGCGGCACCUGAACGCACCGCCAGACACGCACACCCAUGUUUGUACUGCUGUCCCUGUGGGGACACGGGGAGGUUCCUGCUGGACAUCACCCUUUCCCCGGCCUCUCCGCCUGAGCCAGGACUCUGGACCAGGACUCCGGAACCCACUUCAUCCUCACACACCGGCGAGACACAAGGAGGACAGCGUUUUGUCAAGAACAGGUCCCCACAAGCCCAGACACACACAGACAGAGCAGGGUCAAAGGUCGAGGAGGAUUUAAUGAAGCUGGAGUCCUGGCUGCAGGUGACACGUAGCAAAAUCGUCUUUGUCCAGAAAAUCACCAAAAAUAUUGUUACAAAUACAUUCAUCGAUCACCGGUGGGGUCAG
This is a messenger RNA of Synchiropus splendidus (mandarinfish), 6213 nucleotides long. RefSeq names its product Ras association and DIL domains (gene radil). Gene Ontology annotation, cellular component: microtubule. The coding region runs from base 1606 to 5673 and encodes 1355 amino acids. Gene Ontology annotation, biological process: neural crest cell migration; signal transduction; substrate adhesion-dependent cell spreading. The record is from RefSeq and is a predicted model, not a curated record. Lineage: Eukaryota; Metazoa; Chordata; Actinopteri; Syngnathiformes; Callionymidae. Gene Ontology annotation, molecular function: GTPase binding. The transcript has 18 exons.